AAAUUUUAGGAGUCUGAAGUUUGAAAAGAAGUCCUAAAACCUGCCUUAUCAAUCAGUUCCACUAUGAUAUAUUGGUCUAUUGUAGCAGUGAGUUUAUUCUGUGUCUUCAGAACUAUUUCUCCAUAGACAGCCGAGAUGGCACUGUAAGGACAGCAGUGAAUAGAUACAGCCAGGAGGAGGUGGCUGAGAUCACCUUUAUGGUGGAGGUGCAGGAUUACAAUGCUGAAAAACCAGCAGAUCAAAGGGCCAAUACGACAGUGUUCCUGAUCAUCCAGCAGACCCAGGGAGGGAACCCCACAUUUGACGCCCCCUGGAGUGAGGUCAACCCCAAGCUGUACUUCUCUCUGAGUGAGUCCAGCACUGGGGUGGGGGCAGAGGUAACCACCCUGGGGGCCACUGACCCCAGUGACGGCAGCAGGAUUACAAACUUUGAGAAGGUCCCCAGUUCUGAUCCCUUGGAUUAUUUUGUUGUGGACAGGACUUCAGGUAGGGUAACACUGAAGAAAAACCUUGACUAUGACGCCAUGGUGCGUAAAGAGGUGAAUGUUCUGGUCAGGGCCAUAGGGAAAAACAUCACCCAGUUUUCCACAGCAGAACUCAUUUUAAGAGUGACCGAUGCCAACGACAACAACCCAGUGUUUCUGGAAAGAGGCUACAGUUUCAGCAUCUCAGAGAACCCUAACAGCGUGUUCAUAGGCAGAGUCCAGGCCAGUGAUAAAGAUGACGGGGACUUUGGCAGAGUGUUCUACAGUAUAUCAGGGCAGGGUGCUGACAACUUUUACAUCAACCCUCAAACUGGUGAAAUUCGGUUGGCAGAUGGCGCCACAUUAGACAGGGAAACAACCCAGGAAUACACCUUGAUUGUGUCUGCUGCGGAUAACGCUAAUGGCAGCAGUACCUCCAGAAAUGAUGAAGUCUCAUUAAAAAUAAAAGUGAUUGAUUACAAUGACCAUGCCCCAGAAUUUGAGAGGUCCGUUUACCAGUUCUUCAAAUACGACAACUUGGAGGCGCAAAGAUCCAUUGGCGUGGUGUCUGCCAAGGACAACGAUGAGGGGAACAACGGUCAGAUCAUCUACACAAUCAACAGUGGGAAUGAAAAUGGUAUGUUCCAGCUGGACCCCCAGACGGGUCUCCUGACGUCCGGUACACCCCUGACUGGGAGGGCCAGGGAUCAACCCUAUACCCUGCAGGUCAAGGCAGAGGACAGGGGGUCACCCAUCCCCCUGUCUAACUACGCCACCAUCCAGGUGACCAUUAGGCCAUCUCUGGCCGCAGACAGCAAGCCACGCUUUGAGGUGCCAGAAAGAGAUGGAGUACAGUUCAACAUUACUGAGGUAAGGAGACGGGAUAGAGUUCAAUAUUCCUGAA
Lingula anatina is the source of this 1368-nucleotide messenger RNA. RefSeq names its product cadherin-87A-like. Gene Ontology annotation, cellular component: plasma membrane. Lineage: Eukaryota; Metazoa; Brachiopoda; Lingulata; Lingulida; Lingulidae. Gene Ontology annotation, molecular function: calcium ion binding. The record is from RefSeq and is a predicted model, not a curated record. Gene Ontology annotation, biological process: homophilic cell-cell adhesion.